UUCGCAUGCAAAGAGAACACUGUGAACGGACAAACACACCUUUUCUUUUCGUCGUAAAUUUCUGUACCCCCACUUAAAUUGUCUUCUCCUCCCACCACUGUGUCCCCGCGCCUCUCGCAUUGGUCACCCGCCGGGCGGAAGGCUCCGAGGUUAUAUAUUCGAUUCCAUAUCCGAUAUCUGUCUCUCGCUCGCUUUUGAACAGAUCCUUUUGCGGCUUCCUUUCCCCACAUAAUAAGGGGAAAAUGAGGUGGGAGAGGCUUCAGCAGCAGCAGCCCGCCCAGUACCAUUCUGGCGGGGGAGUAAUUCCGCAGCUCGGAUUGAAUGUCCCCGGGAAACGGUGGGGCCACACCUGCAAUUCCAUCAGAGGUGGGAGGUUUCUCUACCUUUUCGGUGGCUAUGGCAAGGAGAAUUGCCACACCAACCAAGUUCAUGUGUUCGAUACUGCUACUCAAAGUUGGAGUCGGCCUGCAGUAAAGGGUACACCACCGAUUCCGAGGGACAGCCAUACUUGCACAACUGUUGGAGAUAAUUUAUAUGUAUUUGGCGGUACUGAUGGGAUGAAUCCACUCAGGGAUUUGCAUAUAUUAGACACUUCAACACACACAUGGAUAUCUCCUACUACAAGAGGCGAUGGACCAGAGGCUCGGGAAGGGCAUAGUGCUGCUCUUGUUGGUAAACGCAUCUUCAUAUUCGGUGGUUGUGGACAGUCUUCAGAAACUAAUAAUGAAGUAUAUUAUGAUGAUCUGUACAUUUUGAAUACAGAGACGUUUAUGUGGAAGCGUGCAACAACUUCAGGCUCCCCACCUUCUGCCCGAGACAGUCAUACUUGCUCAUCAUGGAGAAACUAUGUCAUCGUCAUUGGUGGUGAAGAUGGGCAUGAUUACUAUUUAUCUGAUGUGCACAUGUUGGAUACAGAAACCCUUGUCUGGAAGGAGCUGAGUACUGCAGGUCAGAAGCUGCCACCUCGAGCGGGACAUUCCACCAUUGCUUUUGGCAAGAACCUGUUUGUUUUUGGGGGAUUUGCAGAUUCUCAAAAUCUAUACGAUGACACAUACAUGCUCGAUCUUGAGUCUGGCAUGUGGACAAAGGUAAUGGCUAUAGGUGAUGGACCUUGUGCAAGAUUUUCUGCAGCUGGUGACAGUUUGGAUCCUAUGAAGGGUGGUAUGCUUGUGCUGAUUGGCGGUUGCAAUAAGCAUCUUGAGGCACUGGAUGACAUGUUUUACUUACAUACAGUCAUAGGACUGACAAACAUGCAAGAUGAGCGGCAAGUAGAAAAGUUAUCCUUGCGGAAGCAACUGAAACUAAAAUGCCAUGAACAAAGUCUCAAUCCAGAUAGAUCUCUGGUCGGAGUUGAUCCAACAGCUAGUUUCCACCGUAGCAUACCAACUUAUGAUGUGCAUGGUAGUACCACUUCUCCUUCCAUGGGGACUGUCCAAUUCAACAUUCAUCAGGGAAAGAAAACUUUCCAAGCCAAAGUGACCGAAACCUUCCCACAUGGAUAUACUAUUGAAACCAUUAUAGAUGGUAAACCUUUGCGGGGGAUCCUAUUUUCCAACAAACAACCAUCUCAUGCAGGUUACCAUUACGAUAGCAGUAGGAAGAGAUCAGCGGAUGAAAGUGGUGGCGUGGAGUUGAAUGGCUCUCAUGUCAGUAAAUCAAAGGCAUCUAGAACCACUAGCCAGGAUGCAAUUGAUCGGUUUGAAGCUGAUGGUACUCACAAGGAGGCCACAUUGCAAGAUCCUGGGGCGGAAGCUACAGCCACUGCUAGUGAGAAAAGUCUAGCUUCUUCAGAUGUCGCUCAAUGCCAAGAGAGUAGUGAAAACCUAGAACCAGCAGUCACUCGGAAUUUGAAUGCUGAUAUGAUGAGUGAUACACCGAACUCCGCUGUUGAUAUUCCAAAAGAGACUUCUGCUACUACUACUCCAGCUGCCUUUUCCUUAAACCAAGGAUCGGAUAAAGAUUCAACUGUUUUCUAACUACAUCGGGUACGGACCACUUGGAACUGUAAAUUGGCAACUUCAGGGUGGGGAUAGAGAGAGAUUCGACCGUAUGACUGGGGAGUGCCUGGCUGCUGGGAUAUGCUACGCCUGACUGCUUCCUUCACUAAUCUGUUCCUUCUUUUCAGUCUCUGCCCUUUGCUCCUAAUGCAGAAUUUGUAUGUGAUUGAGGUUAUUAGAUUGGAAACUUUUCAGUUGGGAUUGACUAUCAAUAGGUGGCCGAGUCUGCCGGCCAAACCCCUUUAUCUUGUUCGGAUUAGUUAGUAGGUGAUGUAGGAAGAGAGAAGCUGCUGAGUUUUAAGGCAGAGAGUUUAAAGUAAAUCAGGUGAAGUAUGUGAAUCAAGCCGGGAAAUAAGCCGAACCGUUUCUAUUGUCGUCAAACAAACGUUCUCCGUCCUCCUUGUCCGCUGCAGUCGCCGGCCGUUCCAAGCUGCCGUCGCCUAAUUCCCUUCUCCCAGGCCCCAGCCGUUCCACUUCUCUCCAUAAAUCGAUCGACG
Messenger RNA from Linum tenue, 2494 nucleotides. NCBI's taxonomy places the organism in Eukaryota, Viridiplantae, Streptophyta, Magnoliopsida, Malpighiales, Linaceae. The record is from the annotation of a GenBank genome assembly.